This is a messenger RNA of Rhodotorula graminis WP1, 459 nucleotides long. RefSeq lists its product as uncharacterized. The record is from RefSeq and is a predicted model, not a curated record. Lineage: Eukaryota; Fungi; Basidiomycota; Microbotryomycetes; Sporidiobolales; Sporidiobolaceae. Bases 1 to 459 code for a protein of 152 amino acids. The transcript has 3 exons.
AUGGCCGCGCAGACGUCCCUGCCCAAGAUCUCGCACGUCCUCGAGCUGUGUCUCUACGCCCGUCACCUUCCCACCUCGGUCGCCUUCUACUCGAACACGCUGCGCCUCGGCACGCCGUACCUGUCCAACUCGAGGAUGGCCGGCUUCUCGCUCGGCCACACGACCCUCCUCCUCUUCCAGCGCGGCCUCACCUCGUCCGACAGCGUGCUCCCCUCGGGCAGCGUCAUCCCGGGGCACGGCCCACCAGGCAUCGACGACCCGCCGGCGCUCAAGACGCACUUUGCGCUCGCCGUCGACCGGCCGGACGACGUCGACGCGUGGGGCGACGAGCUCGAGCGCGGCGGCGUCGAGGUGACGGGCCGCGUCACGUGGCCCGCGGGAGGCAAGAGCGUUUACUUUGCCGACCCGGACGGGCACGUGGGAGAGAUUGCGAGCCGAGGGAUCUGGCCGCACUACUGA